Messenger RNA from Colletes gigas, 1299 nucleotides. RefSeq names its product metallophosphoesterase 1 (gene PGAP5). The record is from RefSeq and is a predicted model, not a curated record. The coding region runs from base 163 to 1299 and encodes 378 amino acids. Gene Ontology annotation, molecular function: hydrolase activity. Gene Ontology annotation, biological process: GPI anchor biosynthetic process. Lineage: Eukaryota; Metazoa; Arthropoda; Insecta; Hymenoptera; Colletidae. The transcript is spliced from 10 exons.
UGUAUGCAAACAUCUACAUAGUUAUAUAUAGAGGAAAAGAUCAGUAAUAACACAUUGAGGCUUAAUUUACGCCGUAGUUACAUAAUAUCGAUGUAGUAAUUUUAAUUCGUGUAAACGUACUAUGCAAUAACUUGAUAACUGUCCAAAACAUCAAAUACUAGAAUGUUUUCAUGCAAGAAAUAUUUAACAGGAACUGCUAUAGCUUUGUUAUGCGUAUUUAUCUUCUGUGAAUAUUUGAUAUAUUAUCUUGUGCUUAUUCAAUGUUCAUGGCCUACUUUGGACUCUCGAAAAGUCGAUAAAACAAUUCCACAACCAAAGAAAGAAGAAACUCCGGUGCAUGCAUUGUUUAUAGCAGAUACUCAUUUGUUAGGUUCUAAACGAGGACAUUGGUUUGAUAAACUAAAAAGGGAAUGGCAAAUGUACAGGGCAUUCCAAACUAUGGUUACACUUCAUAAACCAGACAUAAUUUUCAUAUUAGGUGAUUUAUUUGAUGAGGGACAAUGGAGUAGUUCUGCAGAGUUUGAUCAGUACAUACAAAGAUUUCAUUCACUAUUUUCAGUACCUAAAAAUACACAUCUUUAUGUUGUUGCCGGAAAUCAUGAUAUUGGAUUUCACUAUGCAAUUACGCCAUAUUUGAAUCAAAGAUUUAUGAAUGGUUUAAAAUCACCAAGUGUGAGAAGAGUUAGUAUAAGGGGGAAUCACUUUGUUUUAAUCAAUAGUAUGGCCCUAGAAGGAGAUGGAUGUUUCUUGUGUCGUCCUACGGAAAUAGCAUUAAAUAAAAUAGCAGCACAUUUAAGAUGUGCAAAAGGUAUUGGAAGUCAUUGUGGUGAAGAUAAUGCAAUCUCAAGAUAUAGUAGACCAAUACUUUUGCAGCAUUACCCAAUGUAUCGUGAAUCAGACGAAAUUUGCCAUGAAAUUGAUCAAGCACCAGAUGAAAUAAAAGAUAUUAAAUUUAGAGAACGAUGGGAAUGUUUGUCAAAGGAAGCAUCUGAACAACUUUUAGAUAUAUUGAAUCCAAGACUGAUCAUUAAUGGCCAUACUCAUCAUGGUUGUAGAAGAUUACAUUUAGGGAAUAUAUUUGAAUUUACAAUAUCAUCAUUUAGUUGGCGCAAUAAAGAUAAUCCUUCAGUCUUACUUGGUGUAUUUACUCCUAAUAAUUAUUCUGUAUCAAAAUGUUAUCUGCCCGUGGAAUCUACAGAGAUCCAAAUUUAUAUUAUGAGCAUAGUGUUCAUUUUUAUAUAUUUUAUUAUAAAAUGUAAACUAAAGAAGAGUCGAUAUUACGUUUUAAAUUUUCAUUGA